This is a messenger RNA of Thlaspi arvense, 935 nucleotides long. The record is from the annotation of a GenBank genome assembly. NCBI's taxonomy places the organism in Eukaryota, Viridiplantae, Streptophyta, Magnoliopsida, Brassicales, Brassicaceae.
AUGGAGCCACCGCAACAUCAUCAUCAUCACCAAGCCGACCAAGAAAGCGGCAACAACAACAAGUCCGGCUCUGGUGGUUACACGUGUCGUCAAACGAGCACGAGAUGGACACCAACGACGGAGCAAAUCAGAAUCCUGAAAGAACUUUACUACAAUAACGGAGUCCGGUCACCAACAGCCGAUCAGAUCCAGAAGAUCUCUGCAAUGCUGCGACAGCACGGAAAGAUCGAGGGCAAAAACGUAUUUUACUGGUUUCAGAACCAUAAGGCUCGGAAUUUAAAUCAUGCAAGCUCAGGUACUGAAUGUGGUGCUGUUAAUGCUUCUAAUGGCUACAUGAGUAGCCAUCUCUACGGAUCUAUGGAACAAGAUUGUUCUAUGAACUACAACAACAACGUAGGUGGAGGAGGAUGGACAAACACGGAUCAUAAUAAUCAUUACUCAACUCCAGCUUACAACUUCUUCGAGAGACCAAAGCCUCUGUUUGGACUAGAAGGUCAUCAAGAAGAAGGGAAAUAUGGUGGAGAUGCUUACCUGGAACAUAGACGAACACUUCCUCUCUUCCCUAUGCAUGGUGAAGAUCAUUUCAGUGGCGGUGGUGGUGCCAUCUGGAAGUAUGGUCAAUCGGACGAUCGUGAUCUUUGCGCUUCUCUGCUAUGUCUUAACUCGUACGCCGGCGUCGCACCGGAUUAAAAUUAUUACCCUCUCUCUCGAUCGUAUCUGUCGUCACAACUAUGGUUCGCUAGUGAUUAAUGAUGCAGUUAUCAUAUAAUAUAGUAAGUGUACUUCGUACGUAGCUUAAGUGUAAUUACUAUCGUCUAGGGUUUAAUUUUAAUUGGCUUCCUUUUUCUCCUUUUUAUAAUGCAUAAGAUGUUGAAGUUUUAUUACUAUGAAGUUGGAGUCUAUUUCAAUGGAAUUUACAAACACGAAUUUCAAAA